Messenger RNA from Striga asiatica, 2206 nucleotides. The record is from the annotation of a GenBank genome assembly. Lineage: Eukaryota; Viridiplantae; Streptophyta; Magnoliopsida; Lamiales; Orobanchaceae.
CCAGAUUUUGGCUAAUUUGACAAAUUGACUCGCAGGUUGCAGCUAUAUAUAAAUAAAGUCCCACCCGCGGUACUCACUAAAAGCCCCCCGUUGCUUUUGACUUUUUGACCUUUUCUCUCUCAUCUUUACACACACAAAAAAACGCGGCGCGUACUGUGUACUGGCUCCACAUGCACCACCGUGAAAUGCACCCCGCCGCCGCACCGCCGCCUGCCGAGACCCUCGACGAGAUCACCCGCCUCCUCUCCGACCUCCUCCCCUCCGCUGCCUCCGUCACCUGCUUCGCCACUCGAUGGCAAGCCAUCCGGUCGAGGCUCGCCGCGCUCCAGCCCCUCCUCGCCGAGAUCUCCGACUCCCCCCACUGGUCGGAGAAUCCCCUCCUACCGCCGCUACUCACCGCUCUCCUCUCCACCCUCUGCCGCACCGAAGCCCUCUGCCGCGACUGCCUCGGCGCCUCCGCCUCCGCCGCCGGCCGCGGCAAGCUGCUGAUGCAGUCCGACCUCGACAUGGCGGCCGGAUGGCUCUCGAAGCAGGCGGGCGAGCUCGAGGUCCUCCUCCGCUCCGGCGUCCUCAACCACUCCACCGCCAUUGUCCUGUCCCGCCCAAACCCUGGCUCCUCGAGGGACGAGCUCGCGUUUUUCGUCAGGGACCUCUUCGCCAGGCUCCAGAUCGGCGGUCUGGAGUUCAAGCGGAAGGCCCUGGAGUCUCUAAUUCAGCUCCUGUCGGAGGACAACAAGUCCGCCGCUGCCGUCGCCAGGGAAGGGAGCGUUGGCUGCCUGAUCUCGCUUCUCGAUCCCAAUUCCCACGAUUCCGUCAGGGAAUCGGCGGUCCACGCGGUCUCCCUGCUGGCCGCCGCCGGUGAUUUUCCCCGUAAGUGCGUGUUCGAGGAGGGGGCUUUGGGUCCUCUGUUGAAAACAAUCGAGUGCUGCUCAUCCACGGCGAAGGAAAAGGCAGCCAUGGCCGUCGAGGCCAUCACCGCCGACCCAAACAACGUGUGGGCAAUUUCUGCAUACGGCGGUGUCCCCAUUUUAGUCGAAUUGUGUAAAUCCGGCACCGUCAUAGCUCAAUCUCACGCAAUUGGAGCAAUUAGAAAUGUUUCGAUUGUCGAGGAUAUUCGAGCUGCUUUAGCAGAAGAAGGGGCUAUCCCUGUCUUGAUGCAGCUGCUCAUCUCCGGCAAUGCAUCGGCUCAGGGAAAAGCGGCAAAUUGCAUAUCCAUUCUCGCCUCGACCGGUGAGCAUUUUCGUAAUUUGUUGCUACAAGAAAAUGGUUUGAACAGAUUACUGAAUUUGUUUCAAGAAUGCCCGACUGCGGAUACUUCAGAACAUGUAUUACGUGCGAUUUAUUCGUUAUCUGCUUCAGAUAGUGCGCAUAAAAUCCUAUCCGGAUCGACCCAAUUCAUAGUACAAAUCGGCGAAAUCAUAAAAUAUGGGAAUGCGAAACUACUGCACGUAUCUGCUUCUUUGCUUGCUAAAUUAUCUAUUAGUGAUGGCAGUAAGAUCUUAAUUGCCGGUUGUAUGAGUUCUCUGGUGAAGUUGAUGGAGUCGGUGAAGCCUGAGGGAAUACAGGAGAUUGGGGCUAAGGCAUUGAUAUCUUUGUUAUCUGUAAAAUCAAAUAGAAAAGAGCUAGUUAAGGAUGAGAAGAGCUUGACGAGGCUGGUGAAAAUGUUGGAUCCUGUGAAUGAUGUGGUCCCAAAGAAGUUUCCGGUGGUGGUGGUGGCGGCAAUCUUGGCUGGAGGUAGCAAGGGUUGCCGGAAAAGGCUUUUGGCGGGUGGCGUUUGUGGGCAUUUGCAGAAAUUGGCGGAUAUGGAUGUUGCCGGAGCUAAGAAUGCUUUGCAUAAGCUAUCGGGAAGUCGGCUGACGAGUGUGUUUUCGAGGAAAUGGCGGGAAAAGUCGGCGACGGCCACCAGCUGAUGAAAGGAAAUAAAAUAACCAGCUUCUAACUGACAAGGAAGUUACCUACUGCUGCAUAUUGAAAGCAUAAGCACAAUAAACAGUUGGUAGUAUAUAUACCUGAAAAUUCUAACUCAUGUAGUAUAUAUUGUAUUAUAGGAAAAAGAUGAUGAGAAAGGGAAAAUAAAUGCAUGGAUGCAUUUUUUGUGGGUACCCUUUUCACAUUUCUUUUGUUUGAUAGUUUUUCUUNGUUAUUUGUAGAGUGGUGUGUAUGUCCAGUGGAUAUAAACUGGAAUUUAAUGUGUAUUUUAUUCAUU